Messenger RNA from Daldinia caldariorum, 1524 nucleotides. RefSeq names its product A/B/D/E cyclin. Gene Ontology annotation, molecular function: cyclin-dependent protein serine/threonine kinase regulator activity. Bases 1 to 1524 code for a protein of 507 amino acids. NCBI's taxonomy places the organism in Eukaryota, Fungi, Ascomycota, Sordariomycetes, Xylariales, Hypoxylaceae. Gene Ontology annotation, cellular component: nucleus; centrosome; cyclin-dependent protein kinase holoenzyme complex. Gene Ontology annotation, biological process: regulation of cyclin-dependent protein serine/threonine kinase activity; G2/M transition of mitotic cell cycle. The transcript has 4 exons. The record is from RefSeq and is a predicted model, not a curated record.
AUGCCUCCGGGACGCACUAUCAAAACCCGUGUUGCUGCUAAUGAGAAUGAUGAAAAUGCAACUGCAAAUGCGACGCGUAUGACGCGUGCGAAGGCUGCGGCCCUCGACAUCGAUGUCUCAUCCCAACCUGCCAAGCAGGCACUUCAGUCCAAGAAGUCUGCGAUCAACGCAAACCCCACGGCACAGAGAAAGCGCGCCGCCCUUGGUGAUGUCAGCAACGUCGGAAAAGGGGAGGCGGCUGAGGGAAAGAAAACAGCUAGCAAAGUUGGCCUAGUCUCCAAGGCUGCACAACCUACUGGAGUUCAGAAGGCUACUUCCCGUGCCACUUCAACUCGAUCUGCUUUAGCGGCCAAGGAAGCCAAGAAGCCCGAGGUGAAGCGAGCAGGAUCUGGUUCUGGUGCUCUCGGUACUGCUCACAAGAGAAAAGUCACAUCGACGACAAUCAAGCAAGAUGUCCUCUUGGAGGAGCCAGUUCGCAAGAAGGUCAACACUGCCGGCCCCGAACCCGCGAAGCUCGAACGCCCCGCAUCCAAAUUGCCGAAACCAGAAACAGCAGCCCAGAAGCCGUCUCGGAAGGAGCAGGCCCCCGUCAAGUCGGAGAUUGGCUUUUCACUUCCUGAGGGUGUGAAGGAUUUGGAGGAAGAAGGUCUAGACGACCCUGUGAUGGUGGCUGAAUAUGCCCACGAAAUCUUCGAAUAUCUCCGAGACCUGGAGUCUAGGUCGGUGCCUAACCCUCAGUACAUAGUACACCAGGACGAGCUGGAGUGGAAGACGCGAAGUAUUUUAGUCGACUGGAUGAUCGAGGUCCACACUCGAUUCCAUCUUCUUCCUGAGACCCUUUUCCUUGCUAUCAACAUCAUCGAUCGAUUUCUAUCUCAGAAGGUCGUCCAAUUAGACCGCGUCCAGCUUGUCGGCAUUACAGCAAUGUUUAUUGCAGCCAAGUAUGAGGAGGUGCUAUCACCUCACGUUAGCAACUAUAGAAUGGUAUCCGAUGACGGCUUUAGUGACGCCGAGAUCCUUAGUGCAGAACGAUUCAUCUUAGAAACGUUGAACUACGAUCUCAGCUAUCCCAACCCGAUGAACUUCCUUCGACGGAUCUCGAAGGCAGAUGACUAUGAUAUACAAUGUCGAACCAUUGGAAAGUUCCUAAUGGAGAUCAGCAUCGUUGACUACCGAUUCCUGGCGUACCGACCUAGCCACAUUGCUGCCGCUGCCAUGUAUCUCGCCCGAAUGAUCCUUGACCGUGGCGAAUGGGAUCCCACCAUUGCUUUCUAUGCCGGAUACACGGAAGAAGAGAUAGAACCCGUGUUUGAGCUUAUGGUUGACUAUCUAGCUCGCCCUAUCUGCCACGAAGCCUUCUACAAGAAGUACGCCAGCAAAAAGUUCAUGAAAGCAUCCUUGAUUACUCGCCAAUGGGCUAGGAAGAACGCACCUAUCUUUGGUAUCACAGACACAAAAUUGUCCGUGGAUGACCUUUCGUCACUGGAACCUGAACCUGAGCCAGAAGAGGAAGAAGAUUAUUAA